CUGAUGUCCGUUAGAGCGGAAAAAUCAACAUGUCGGAACCGAGAGUAAAGCGAAUAAAAACUUGCCUUCCUCUCUGUAAAACACAUUUAUCUACUGCUGGGAGUCAGGUCAGACAAAACUUCCCGACUGUUGUGGAGGAAAGUCUGUGUGGAGUUUCAACUUUACUCAUGGAGGUCUCUUACAGGCUGGAAGCGCUGGCCAAAAUCUUUGAGCAGAGUGACUUGUCUUUACCCAGAGUGGCUGCGUAUUUUCAUCAGGAAUCAGUGAAAGAACUAGAACGGGCAGAGGCAAUGCUGCAGUACCUGUCCCAGCGGGGGGGGAAAUUCUGCGGCAAGAACAUUCAGAGGCCAGUCACUGAUAAUGUGUUCGCCGUCCUUCCCGGUCUGGAGAUCAUGCUUGACCAGUGGAAGGAGGAGAUGAGCGUCAUGGUGGAGUUGAAUCAGCUGGCUCGUGAGUACGGAGAUCCACACACCGCCAGCGUGAUCAAAAGUCAGUUCGUUGAGCCCCUCGUCCCAAAGGUCAAGCUCGUCGGUGACCUCUUGACCAGCGCUCGGAGAGUGGGCUGCACCAGUGACAGCACAGGGGGCUUCGGCGAGUACCUCAUCGACCAGCUACAAGAGACCCUGACUACGGCCUAGACUUCCUCUUCGAAUCACUGAGGAAGCAUGCAUGUGUAUAUAGCACUUACACAGAUGAAUGGAUGGAUAGACUG
Rhinichthys klamathensis goyatoka is the source of this 712-nucleotide messenger RNA. Its product is annotated as Ferritin light chain, oocyte isoform-like. Gene Ontology annotation, molecular function: ferric iron binding; ferrous iron binding. Gene Ontology annotation, biological process: intracellular iron ion homeostasis; iron ion transport. Gene Ontology annotation, cellular component: cytoplasm. Bases 30 to 638 code for a protein of 202 amino acids. The transcript has 3 exons. The record is from RefSeq and is a predicted model, not a curated record. NCBI's taxonomy places the organism in Eukaryota, Metazoa, Chordata, Actinopteri, Cypriniformes, Leuciscidae.